This is a messenger RNA of Gastrolobium bilobum, 970 nucleotides long. RefSeq names its product elongator complex protein 6. The coding region runs from base 62 to 853 and encodes 263 amino acids. Gene Ontology annotation, biological process: tRNA wobble uridine modification. Gene Ontology annotation, cellular component: elongator holoenzyme complex. The record is from RefSeq and is a predicted model, not a curated record. Lineage: Eukaryota; Viridiplantae; Streptophyta; Magnoliopsida; Fabales; Fabaceae. The transcript is spliced from 6 exons.
AAGGGUAUUGUAGAGGAGGAGACGGGAGAUUAAACAGAAGAAGCAAAAGAAGAAGAAGAAGAUGGAGUACAAAGAUUUGAACCUAUUAGAUGAAGCUCUUGGCAUUCACGACAAUUACAAGAAGGAAAAGCCAUGGCCACUGUGUGGUCGCUUUGUGCUUGUGGAGGAUUGUGUUGACACGAGUGGUGCUUUCGUUCUUCACCAUAUCCUCAAGCGCUCCCUCUCUUCUCAUCCUUCUUCUGCCCUUGUCUUCCUUGCCUUCUCUCACCCUUUUUCCCACUAUGAUCGCAUUCUCAGAAAGCUUGGUUGCAACUUAGCUGCUCAAAGAGAUAAUAGUAGAUUCUUUUUCAUUGACAUGCUUAUGUUGCAGUGUCCAGGAGGAGAUGAAGGAAAACCCAAUCAUGAUGGGCUUGCUGGUGUAUUUGAGAAAAUCGAAAGAGUGAUUAGCUCAUUACAUCAAGACAACAUGAAACUUGUCACUAUCAUGAUAGAUGAUAUCUCUUUUCUUGAAGUUGCUGCUAAUGGCUCUUCAAAUGAUGUUCUAGACUUCCUGCAUUAUUGUCAUACGCUAACAUCAGAAUGUGGUUGUGCAUUUAUUGCACUUGACCAUAAGGAUAUUUAUUUGAAUGGAGAGAGGCCUGCCGUUAUCUUAGAGAUGGAGUACCUUGCUGACAUUUUGGUCAAGGCUGAACCAUUGGCCACUGGUUUGGCAAAAGAUGUGCAUGGGCAGUUGACGGUGUUAGACAAGGAGGCACUACAUCAACGUGGUAUUUCACCCAUUAAGGUUCACAAUUUUCACUUCAAGAUCAAGGAAAAUAGCGUUGAGUACUUUUAUCCUGGCACAAAAAUCUAGUGCUAAUUAAAAAGCUUGUACAAACAACCGUGUAAUCUUGAAACAGAGAAUAAUAGUCCAACUUUUGUGUUUAGUUUUCCUUAAUUUGGAAGAAAGUGAUUCUAAAUUAUCGAUUAG